AUGGGAAAUUUAGGGUUUAGGUCGAUAUCAGAAAAAGUCGAGGCAUUGAUUUUCUACUGCUGCAAAUUGAGGCAUAGUUCGGCGAGAAGGUCAAUCUGGGAUACCGCGCAAGUGUUUGUGUGGAAAGGAAGUGGUGCUUCUCACCAUACAUACAUACCCCAGAAGAUUAUUUACAGAUGCAGCUCUAAGAACACAUUGGAUGACCGCUACCACAUUAGGAAGUGGUGGGAUGAAGCUAUGAUGGAUGAGGUAAACAAGCUUAUUGAGAAAGUGGACGAGCUCACCAAUUGGAUGCGAGUUGAGUGUGAUGAGAAUUUAGAGAGAUUGAAUCAGCUUGUUACCACACCUGAAAUGGACACGAUGCGUCAUAAUAUCAAGAAGGUUGUUGAUGAGAUUCAACAGCUGAAGGAAGCAGCAAGCAAAUCAGAAGGUAAUUUGCUCCAGUUUAAGAUGGUUGUGGUGUUCAGUGUUGUUGUCAUCCUUCUCAUGGCUUUGGUUAUUGUCCUCCUUGUGAAGUAGACAUGGGUGUUGUUACCAUCCUCCUCUCAGUGUAAGACCCUUUGUUUUGAAAACAUUGAAAAGGGCUUUUAAUAUUAAUGUAUUAAAUGAAUGAAGUUAUGUUAUGCUUUGUCAGGAAUUUAUGUUAUAUGAUAUGUAAUGAAUUUCUAACAUUUAAAUGCAAUGAGUUAAAAGAGUAUUGAUAAG
Thlaspi arvense is the source of this 705-nucleotide messenger RNA. The record is from the annotation of a GenBank genome assembly. Lineage: Eukaryota; Viridiplantae; Streptophyta; Magnoliopsida; Brassicales; Brassicaceae.